GUUAAAGUCAGGCCAGUACUGUCUAUUUGAAUGUAAGAAGUCCAGAAGGGUUUAAAAAUAUCCUAAAUAAUUGAAGUCGCGCCCAAGUUGCAGCGUUAUAACAAUUUAAAGUGUAAGUGAGAACUAAUGCAAGGUUAUCUUACACUAGGCUUUUAAUUAUUUCUAUUAAAUCUAAUAAGUAACUCAGACUGAAACUCUUACAUUUGCAGCACACAAGUCUUUCACUGCAAAAUGAAAAUUAGUUUACAAAAAUAUCAGAAAAUGGAUAAACCCGCCCCAGGCAUUAGCACCAACACCUUCAGUGUACGCUAGCAAAGUGCUUCUUACAAAGAACCUUCAAUGCUUCCUAUUGUGCUUGGGCAUUAACACCUUUUCAAAGUUAAAUCCAAAGGAUUGUCCACAUACUACAGGAGGUAGUAUUAGAAUGCGCUUAUAACAAAUGGUUAAGGAUUUUGGAGAGCGUCACCAUGUGGGCGGGGUCAGUGAAAAGGCACAAUCCACAAUUAAAGAUGAACUUUCUGUGAACUAAUUUAUCUGACUAAGGUAAAAAAAAAGAGGCUGAGACCUGGAAAGCGUAUAAAAGGAGGCAUAAAAAGGAUCAAACUCUGUCGACAGCAAAACCUUUCAACAGUUUUCCUCCAUCACCUUAGACUAUAAGCACCAGCAUUGCUGCAGCUACUUUCAGAAUACAAUGGUUUUGUACACGCUCUUUGCGACUUUUUUUUGCACCCUCGUGUUGCCACUUUUGUUAUUUUUAGCUGCAGUGAAACUAUGGGAAAUUUACAUCGUAAGUGGAAGAGAUCCUACUUGCCCGAGUCCUUUGCCCCCCGGUACGAUGGGGAUACCGUUUCUUGGUGAAACUCUUCAGAUGGUUCUUCAGAGGCGAAAAUUUUUGCGCAUGAAGCGCCAAAAAUACGGGUUUAUCUACAAGACGCAUCUUUUCGGGAGCCCCACCAUUCGGAUAAUGGGAGCUGAAAACGUGCGACAGAUUUUGCUGGGGGAGCAUAAGCUUGUAUCCGUCCAGUGGCCAGCGUCUGUGAGGACCAUCCUGGGUUCAGGCACUCUUUCCAGUUUGCACGACUCUGAGCACAGAAACCGUAAGAAGGUGAUCAUGAGGGCGUUUUCCAGGGAGGCUCUGGAAUACUACGUUCCAGUCAUAGAGGAGGAGGUGAGAUGUGCAGUGUCAGAGUGGCUAGCAAGUGGCUCCGUAGUUCUGGUAUAUCCGGAGGCAAAGCGCCUCAUGUUCCGCAUUGCCAUGAGGAUACUCCUCGGGUUUGAACCCGAGAAGACUAAACGAGACGAGCACGAAUUGGUGGAUGCCUUUGAAGAAAUGUCUAGAAACCUGUUCUCUCUGCCCAUUGAUGUUCCAUUCAGUGGUCUAUAUCGGGGACUAAAAGCUCGCAAUUUAAUUCAUGCCAAAAUCGAUGAAAAUCUGAAGGAAAAGAUUUCCAAUAACAACUUCGACAGUCAGCACAAAGACGCUCUGCAGCUGUUAAUUGAACAUGGUGAGAAAAACGGAGAGCGGCUCAGCAUGCAGGAGCUGAAGGCAUCAGCCACUGAGCUGCUGUUUGGGGGCCAUGAAACAACAGCCAGCGCUGCCACCUCCCUGGUGAUGUUCCUGGGUCUGCAUCCAGAAGUCGUGGAAAAUGUGAGGAAGGAGCUCUAUGCUAAGGGGUUUCUCGGAAGCAGCAGCUCGGACAAAAGGCUAAGCAUCGAAAAUCUUGAGCAUCUUAAGUACACUGGGUGUGUCGUCAAGGAGACAUUGAGAAUUAGUCCAUCGGUACCGGGGGCUUUUCGAGUGGCUCUGAAAACGUUUGAAUUAAAUGGUUAUCAGAUUCCAAAAGGUUGGAACGUUAUUUACAGCAUUUGUGACACACAUGAUGUUGCACCAAUUUUUCCAAAUAAGGAAGAGUUUAACCCUAAUCGAUUCAUGGCAGAUCUUCCUGAAGAUGCAUCAAGAUUUAAUUAUAUUCCCUUUGGCGGUGGUUCAAGAAGCUGUGUUGGCAAAGAGUAUGCAAAGAUCCUUCUCAAAAUAUUUUUGAUAGAACUUGCAAAGAGUUGUAACUGGACUCUCUUAAAUGGACCACCCACAAUGAAAACGGGACCAACUGUUUACCCAGUGGACAAUCUCCCUACAAAAUUCUGCCAUUUUAUUGACAGCUACAAAUAGUCUGCUCUAUAAUUCUGUCAUUUUUUUUUUAAAGUUUCUGUUUAAAUUUUAAAACAUUGUAUUGUCAUGUUUUGUAUUUAACUUGUGUAUUUAUAUGUCCUUUUUAAAUGUUUUUUUGUAAAUAGAUGCACGUGAUGUGCAUAAAACAUGUACUUCUUUAAGCACUAUAUGUGAAAUUAGAAUAAUUGUAUUUUCUUUAUAAAUUUAACUAUUCUAUUUAAAGUAACAACUAAACAUUAGCAUUGUAAUAUUUAGUAUGUUUACUGCAAUUUAUUUAAAUUAUACAAACUGUAUGGGAUUUUGGAAAUAAAUAUUUUUGAACAUAAA
Molecule: messenger RNA, 2497 nt
Organism: Polypterus senegalus (gray bichir)
Lineage: Eukaryota; Metazoa; Chordata; Cladistia; Polypteriformes; Polypteridae
Gene: cyp26a1
Product: cytochrome P450 26A1
Exons: 7
Coding region: 692-2170 (492 amino acids)
Biological process (GO): sterol metabolic process
Molecular function (GO): monooxygenase activity; oxidoreductase activity, acting on paired donors, with incorporation or reduction of molecular oxygen; heme binding
Source: RefSeq, a predicted model, not a curated record